This is a messenger RNA of Guyanagaster necrorhizus, 1859 nucleotides long. RefSeq names its product DNA polymerase alpha, subunit B. Gene Ontology annotation, molecular function: DNA binding. NCBI's taxonomy places the organism in Eukaryota, Fungi, Basidiomycota, Agaricomycetes, Agaricales, Physalacriaceae. The transcript is spliced from 10 exons. Gene Ontology annotation, biological process: DNA replication; DNA replication initiation. Gene Ontology annotation, cellular component: alpha DNA polymerase:primase complex. Bases 67 to 1779 code for a protein of 570 amino acids. The record is from RefSeq and is a predicted model, not a curated record.
UCGCGUUUGUGACAAUCUCUCCCGUCGAUCCAAGCACGGCCACUAUCGAUACUUAGAUCCUCUACCAUGUCUGUGAGAGAAAUAAGGGAACAGUUUGGUGAUGAUUUGGAUGAAAAGCUGGUCGAAGAAUGCGUCUCGAUGUGCAAAAUUUACCAGCAGAGCGCAGAAGACCUCUUUUAUAAAUGGGAAUCCAUACAUCUCAAUCUUUCCUCACGCUCUGAAAUCCGGCCACCGUUCACCAUGGACUCUGUCGCGUCCUUGAAAGCGUCCUUGAACCGCGGGCUCGCGGCAGGCAGUAAGAAGGCCCAGCCAAAGCCGAAGACAAUGAGAGGAGGUCGUAACUUAAAUCCUGCUUUUGCUGCGCGCUACUCUGGUGCGAGUCAUGGGACAACAGUGAAAACCGAGUCAGACACGAUGGUGGUCGAUAUUCCUGCGAGUGUAUCUGCCGCUGUGACAUACAAAGGCCCAAAGGAAGAUAUGGCGUCCAGGAAGAGACGUGCUUACCGAUAUAUGUAUGAAAAGGUUUCCGAACGCAGUGAAGUUUUAGAUGAGCAAAUAGACGAAUUCGCUGAGCUUAUCCGUGAACACUACAAGAUCCCAGUCUCUGGAUUCAGCGACCCAGCUUCGUCCACCGAUGAAGAGGUCACGGUAGUCGGACGCAUAGUACAGGAGUCAGAAUCAGAACCUGGCACCAAAUUAACGGAGACUUCAUUGACUCUUGAGACAUCCCGAAUGCUGGGUUCAGGAUCGCGAGUACCCCUCCGCUUUACACCUUCCUUAAAGAUACGUGGGGGGGCUUUGGGUGCCGGUGGAAUCAGUUUCUUCCCAGGCGCAUUGGUGGCUUUGAAAGGCAAGAAUGGGGGGGUAGGCUCGUUCUUGGCCUCAGAAGUCCUCGCACCGCCACCUCUACGCACACGGUCUUCAAGGGCUUUUUCGGAUCCUAAUUUUUCAGAUUCUUCGUUCUUGAUGUAUAUAGCUAGCGGACCGUAUACCUCGGAUUUAGAUCUCGGCUUCAAACCUUGGAGAGCUUUUCUCCCGAUUCUGAAGUCCAAAAAGCCCACAGUGGUAGUAUUGAUCGGUCCAUUCAUCGAUGCUUCCCACCCUCUCUUGAAGGCGGGGGCCAUUGACACUACUCCUCUCAAGCUAUUCCAUGCGCAGUUUACAAAACCCCUACGAUCCUAUCUCGAUUCAUCCCCAGGUAGUAUCGCUAUCUUAGUUCCCAGUGUCCGUGAUCUCGUGAGCUUCCACGCUGUAUAUCCACAGUGCGAGUUCAGUUCCGAAGUGUCCAAUCGUGAUUCCCGUAUACAUCUGCUUUCGAAUCCAGCACAGUUUUCCAUAAACAACAUAAAGGUUGCCGUCACCAGCGUGGAUGUUCUCUUUCACCUUCGAAAAGAGGAGCUAUUGAAACGGGGUGAAGAAAUAGACUCAAUAGUCCCUUCAUCUCCCGAAGACACGGGCACGGACUCUAUGGCAAACACAUGUCGACAUGUGCUACAACAGCGAAGUUUUUAUCCGUUAUUUCCUGUUCCCCAGGAACUGGCUCAUGAAGUUAAUCUCGACGUCACUCAUUCGCAGCUGCUGAAACUCGGUGAAUCAGACAAUGAGAAUGUCGCUCCAGAUGUGUUAAUUAUCCCCAGUCGUCUUAAGCAUUUUUCAAAGUCCCUAGAUACUACUUCAGUUUUGAACCCUUCGUUCUUGACCAAAGGAACGUAUGCUGUAGUUCAAAUGGGACUUGGUGGCGUCAUCAAGCUAGAGAUCGUCAAAAUGGAUAGCUCGUGAAAUCGUUAUACCUUUUUAAAUGUACUGUUUUUAGAAACACGCUCCUCCUCUAACUGGGCAUGGCAACAGCUGAUCACGAC